AUGCCUGAGGCAGUGCAUCUGCAGGUCUUCCUCAGUGCAGGACUGUCCCUCCUCUGCCUCAGCAUCCUCCUGGGCUGUACCAUGUGCUGGUGGCACCGCCGGCGCCCGAGUCCCCGGGAGUGGGCAGCCCUGGAGCUGGGACCUGCUCUGCCUGCCAUGACUGUGCCAGUGCCCAUCCAGCAGCAGUACGAGGAGAUGGCAGGAGAGGUGCUGGACAAUCAGCUGGCAGGAGUGUGGCAGCGCCGCUGCACCAUCUCCAGAGCCACGCUCCUCCUCAACAAGGAGAGCCCACUGGUCCACCCCACGGCAGGAUUCCCACUGCCCUCCGAGCAGCGUCCCCAGCUCCACUGCCACUUGUCUUACUCAGCACCCGAGGCCAUUCUCACCGUGACGGUUCUCGGCGUCUCCCACCUGCCCGAGGGGCUGCGGGACGAGCAGGGCUCCUACAUCAAGGUGUACCUGGUGCCGCGGCUCCCGGCGUGCCAGCGCAUGGCCGUGUGCCGCCGGAGCCUCCGCCCGGCCACCCUGGAGCCGUGCCGGUUCGGCCCACACAGCCCAGAGGAGCUGAGCAGCUUCACCCUGCGCUUCGCCAUCUACGCCAGGUUGCGCAGCCUCAGGGACUCUUUUGUGGGGGAGGUCCUGUUCCCCUGCGCCCAGGUCUCUUGGGACCCCCAGGCCUCUUGCAGCUACACCUGGGAGCUGGCGAGCACCAAAACCAAGCGGAGGAAGGUCAGGAUGGCAGCAGUCUCCAGCAGGGGGUUGUCCUCAUGUUUUGCCCACAGCACGAGCUGCAGCGUCCUCUCCUCAUCACCCAAAUCCCUCGGCCAGCUCUUCCUUCUCCUCCAGUACCAGGCUCUGGCCAGCCGCAUCAAGGUGCUGGUCCGCAAGGCAGCGGACCUGGGCCGGCUCUCACGCAUGCCAGGCACACCAGGUCACUACAUCAUCAUCCACCUUUACCACGAUGGCUGUGUCAUCGACACCAAGGAGACCAAGUCCACCAGCGGCUACAACCCUGUGUGGAAUGAGCCUUUCCUCUUCAACAUCCCUGCUGGGGACAUCCAGCAGCAAGAGCUGGCAUUGGAGUUCAUUGUCAUGCAGGUGAGGUGGAUGGAGAGGAGCCAUUUCUUGAUGCCCAAAGGAGGCUGCUGGGGUGGGAUCACUCUUUUUGGGAUGGUGGAAGGCCACCAGCCACGUCCCACUUCCCCUCUCCUGCCACAGGCUCGCCUCCACGCCCGCGGCUCCGCGCUGGGCUGCGUGCAGGUGGGGCCACGUGCCCCCGGGACCGGGCUGCUCCACUGGAGGGACAUGUGCAGCCGGGGACCACAGGAGUCAGCACAGUGGCACCAGAUCCAGCCCAACACCCCCAGACCCUGAUUCUGCCCACAGUCCACAGACAGGGCUUGCCCAGAACUCAGGUGCCUGCAGGAGUGAGCCAAAUGGGAUCUCCGAGCCAUGGAGAGGUGAGGUCUCACCCAAACAUCACUGUGGGAGAAGUCUGGGCUCCAAAUCCAGGACAGGAGAUUGGUGGUGGCCACCACAACCUCUUCCUGAAUGGCUCUGGAAGAGACUGAGCCUGUCUGAGGUGACUUCAAUACUGGGGAGAGAAGAGGAGCCUUUCUCUCUUCUGUCCACCAUCACCACCUCGGUGCUACACACGGAACCUUGGCCCUUGCAGGAGAUGGGUGGGAAGAUCACCCAGCUGGGAGAGCAGCCCCAUGGCCACCACAGUGGAUGCACCUGCUGCCCCUUCCAAGCCACCUUCACCAGCCCACCCUUCCCAUUCAGCCCCCUGAGCUGGGACACACCUGAGAGAGGAGCCACAAGGACAUGCUGAUAUUACCUGGUGAGAAAGGUGUCCAAUGGCAUUUUUAAUUACUUGCUGACCCAAACAAGUGGUUGAUAAAAAAAAUAAAGGGGUCAGGGAUGAUUGCAUGUGUGGAGUCAUUGGAAUUCUGUACUAUCCAUGGGCCGGCAGUGUCCAUGGUCCACCAUGUCCUCUGGAGAGGUGGCCUGGCUGAGAAGGGAGGUCACCUCUAGGGGUGGGAAAGACCAGACCCCUGGCUAGUGCUAAUUAGUAAAUUAUCAGGACUGAGGCCCCUCUACAAGUGGGCUAAUUGGACACAGAAACUCUUCCACCAGGUCCUCACCCCCAGGCUGUGACCCAUGGGACAAUCCCAGCUCCCAGCU
Empidonax traillii (willow flycatcher) is the source of this 2187-nucleotide messenger RNA. RefSeq names its product synaptotagmin-1-like. NCBI's taxonomy places the organism in Eukaryota, Metazoa, Chordata, Aves, Passeriformes, Tyrannidae. The coding region runs from base 1 to 1374 and encodes 457 amino acids. The record is from RefSeq and is a predicted model, not a curated record. Gene Ontology annotation, biological process: vesicle fusion; regulation of calcium ion-dependent exocytosis; regulation of dopamine secretion. The transcript is spliced from 6 exons. Gene Ontology annotation, cellular component: axon; synapse. Gene Ontology annotation, molecular function: calcium ion binding; phosphatidylserine binding; SNARE binding.